CCAAGACCUAUUAAAGCUUUAGAGAAGUGAUUGGGCGACCGUGUUGUUUGCCUCCAUAAGAGGCGAUCGCGAUGAUAGCAGCGGCAAUGAAGAAAGCGAAGUGGACAUCCCACAUCCUCCCCUUCUGGAGGACCUGGGUCGUGAUCCUCGUCCCAAUUCUGGCUCUCCCUUUUCUCGUCGUCCCUGAACAGCGCGUGAUGGAGGGUCGGUGUGCCUACGUCGUCCUCAUCAUGGCGGCAUUCUGGAUGACAGAGGCCACACCCAUAUUCAUCACGUCCCUCAUCCCAGUCUUUCUCUUCCCCAUUCUCGGAGUCCUUGGUACCUCUGAAGUCUCGACGGCGUAUUUCAAGGAGACCAGUAUGAUGCUCCUCGGAAGUAUCAUGGUCGCCAUCGCCGUGGAGCACUGCAACCUCCACACGAGAAUCGCCUUGAGGGUCCUCCUCUGGAUCGGAACCUCCCAGAAAUGGUUGAUGCUGGGUUUCAUGCUGACCACCAUGUUCCUGUCCAUGUGGAUCCCCAACAUGGCAGCCACGGCCAUGAUGGUCCCGAUUGCGGAGGCAGUCCUCUACGAAAUCUAUCGGAAAGAUGGUGGCAUAGAGGUGGCGAAUGGUCCAUCGCAAAUAGGCCGACACAGCGUCCACCUGAAGGACAUGGGACAGUUUCAAGAACGAGAAAUGUCCGUCGCGUCCACCAUGGCUAUUCUUCAGAUCGAAGAC
Messenger RNA from Darwinula stevensoni, 716 nucleotides. The record is from the annotation of a GenBank genome assembly. Lineage: Eukaryota; Metazoa; Arthropoda; Ostracoda; Podocopida; Darwinulidae.